AUGACGAAGACGACGACUACGACUAUGGCGGAGGUGAAGAUGCGCAAGGCGACGGCGACGGCGAAGAAGAAGAAGGAAACAACGACCACAUCGAGGAUGAUGACGGCGGAGGGGCGAGCGGAAGAGAAACCGCGACGGAGACGCCCGGGCCGACGGCGGAACAGCAGUACAACUAAGACCAGAGUGCCACGCGCCAAUGGUUGA
Peronospora matthiolae is the source of this 204-nucleotide messenger RNA. Lineage: Eukaryota; Oomycota; Peronosporomycetes; Peronosporales; Peronosporaceae. The record is from the annotation of a GenBank genome assembly.